This is a messenger RNA of Ruditapes philippinarum (Manila clam), 2301 nucleotides long. RefSeq lists its product as uncharacterized. The record is from RefSeq and is a predicted model, not a curated record. The coding region runs from base 907 to 1437 and encodes 176 amino acids. Lineage: Eukaryota; Metazoa; Mollusca; Bivalvia; Venerida; Veneridae. The transcript has 4 exons.
CAGAAAAGGAUAAAAAGACAACAACAAAAAUAGAGAAAAAAUCGAGUUGAAGGGUUUAUAUCAAAGAUCAAAGUUCCUACCUACGAGAGUUGACAUUUAAAAUUGCAUGAAAUAUAAAUUUAAGUCGUAUAGAUAUAAAACUAAGUAGUAUAAAUAUGCUAAAAUAUCAGAUAUAGGACUUGUUGAACUAUUUAGAUAUAUGAAUGCGAUUUAGAAAUAGACUAACAUGACCACAUGAACCAAAGUACCUGUGGUAACAAUUGCUUAAAUAAAAAAGAAACUGCUGCUCCGACAAUUAUAACUUGACGCGCAGAUUUAAUUGCUUUAUAAAAAGCAUUUAAAUUUCAAACCUCAUGGAAACGAAUAUUGUCCCCUCUUAAAAAAAACAACACUCAUAUGAGUUUUACAAUAUUUAAAUAUAUGUUUUAGGGCAUAUCAACUGCUUAAUUCUUACCAAAAGAAAGAAUCGCUAAAAGUGAAAAUAUUUGUCAAAAGCGUAGCAAAAUGCAAAUAGUAUUUUGACAUCCAUCAUAACCAUUUUAUCUGUACUAGUUGCUUAAAAGUACAGGAAGUAAAACAUGGUUCAGGUAAAUGGCUUUUUAGCUUUUAUGAAAAUAUAACAGGACAGCAAAAAUAAAAAAGGUUUUAUAAAAUAAAUAUGCAAUCGUUUUCAGGCAUUAUUGGGCUUUAAAUCAAUACCCAAUGCGUAUUGGUUUCACAAUAUCUGAUCAACAAGGAAGUAUAUUAAGCUUCACUUAUUUCAUGAAAUGACAUUGAAACGUAUCGUUGCUAUUUUGGAUACAAUUACGAAACGAUUUUGUUUCAGUAAAGUAUUUGUACAUGUAUCAAGCAUAUUCAACUUAUUUGUAUAGGAGGAAUAUACAUGUGUUUCAAAAUUAAUUUGACAUGUUUGAAGAUCAACCAGCUAUCACAAUGAGUUCUAAAUUCUGUAAACUAGUUUGCAUAGGUUGCCUUUAUGCCAGUCCGUUCAUUUUUCAAACUGUUGGUUUGUUUACACCAAAGUGGAUUUCAACCGAAACAUGUGACGCUGUUGGUCUAUUGUACAGUUGCUUCGGUGGACCUGAAAACAAUACUUGCAGACCUUCGCAUAGAGAGGAUGAACUGGACACGUCAGCACGAGGUUUACAAAUUUCUUCGUUUGCAUUGAUGGUGAUUGGAUUAUUGGUGUUUUUCAUUGGAAUAUCUUGUGCACGUGGUUUAUUUAACAAAUGCGACCCGGAAACAAAUAGUGAGGUGACUAGAAAACUGCAGGUUUUUUGCGACACAAUAAUUGGUUGUCUAGUUAUAUUCUUUGGAGGCUUGCUGCUGUCGAUUUCGGGGUGUAUUUUCCUUAUAAUAGGCUUAAUUUCUUGCUUAAAAUUCUGUUGCGACCGAGAUGGAUAUGAGACUUUAUCCGAAGCGACUCAGCGUCUAUAGAAAACGACAGCUCAUCAAGAGAUAAUACAUCAUUUGUAUUAUAACUUCAUCUGCGACACAAAAUAUCCCGAGAAGACACUUUCAGAAUGAUAAUUUUCAGUGGUAGCGUUGGAAGAGGCAUUGCCAAUUUGCCGGAAUUCAUCUCUGUUGUGUUUAUUUGGACUAACAAUUUCCAUUGUAAAUGAAAGGUUCCAAACAUCUUAAAUUAUCUUUGCAAUACAAUGAUUUGUACUGUAUAAAUAUUCAAAAAUCAUUAGCGACUAGUUAAAAGUAUCAAAUUCUGAAAGGAGUUCGCACAUGUAGAUUGGAGGGCAUACUUGUAUUAAUUAUAUGAUUUAAACAAAUUCUUCGCUAUGGUCGGAUGCAAAACCGUCGUUUAUCAGAUGUUGGUAAACCUUUACUAUCCGAAGGUAGCCUUUGACACAAGCAAAACGUCUGUACAUCCGUGAAUGACGACCAGGCUUUAAAUCGUUGACUGACUAUGUAAUGUUCAUCUCGAUAUAGAUAUUGGACAGUUCUAAAAAUCGGAGACCGAAAAUGUCCAUGCAAGAAAUUCAGCAGGUUAUAGGUUGUGUCUCUGAUUCUAAGCAAGUGGUACGCUAGUAUUUAGUGUUACUUUUAGUGAAAUGUAAAUUCUAAAUCAAUUGUAAAGGGUGUUAUCCCCAAAAAGCAUUUAAAACAUCUAUAAUAGAUCAAAAGUCGCAAACAUGGUUUGAUGGAAACAGAAGGAUAUCAGCAAGAGUAAGGACAACACAAAUCACGCUUCUUUUUUCAAUCGGCUCUAGUAAUGUUCAGUCUUAAAUUCUUAAAGUAUUGGAAUCAAUGAUUGCAAAGGAUUUAAAUGAAACAAUAAAAAGACAAGCA